CGUCAUUCGAGGUCAUUAUGUCCAAUGUAAAACCGAAGAGUGUGUCAGAUAUAUUUUGUGAUGCACAUGCUUUGCAUGUAGUUGACACAAGCAGAGCCAAAGACGGAGUGUGGUUAGUCAAAGUUCCAAAAUAUUUAGCUGAACUUUGGCAUAAUGCUGGCCCUGAUGGUGUAGUUGGCAAAGUUGUGAUCGCAAGUUCAACUAGUGCAUCUCAGAAUGGCAACAAAGGCCCAGGGUCACAAGUCACUCUUGUUACUGAUUCAGAACUAUUAAAUCAAGUCGGAGAGUCCGGAAAUCUGAUACCAAAGGAACAUCAGUUUCUGAUUCAAACUUCUGCAUCAUCAAAUAGUACACCUGUGACUGCUCGCCCAGGUCAAACUACUCCAAGUUCGACAGUUCAAAGGCGUCCUGGGACUAUAUCUGGACAAGAACUCAUAAUUUUAUGUGAAGACGACCUCGGAUGUGCUCAAACCAACUCGUUUCCAUCUUCGACGACCAACACAACUUCAAUUUCCUCUGCAGCCCCACAUUCUCCAUUCUCAAAUAAACCGUACGCUCGUUACUCUCGGCGACUAUCUUUGUUUGGUCGUGUUAAUAGUAGAGCUGAAUGCAGACCACCACCCAAUACAAGAUAUAUGAUGCUCAAAGCUCAACAGGUAAAAAUCUUUGAUUUUAUCUAGAGGCUUAUGUAGGUUCAUAGAAUAUUUCCUAAUCUUGAAUGUCCUAUUUUGUACCCAUUCUAGUUCUAGAAAUACUCAACCCUCACUCUUGUCCUAGUUUUAUAUUCCUUUUAUUUCCUCAAGCUCAAAGCAAAGAAUCGACCGCGACAUGCAGUCUGUCUCCUUUAUGAACCAGUAAGAAAUUACAAACCAGUUUCCAAUCAUGUCAACAAUAUCGAGUAUGAAAAUCGGAAAAAGGUUGAGGGUAAAAAUCUUAGACGUGAAAAAGAAGACGUUUUGCAGGAUUUGUUCAAAGCUUUCGAAAGACACCAAUAUUACUCUAUUAAAGAUUUGGUUGUACUUACUAAGCAACCAUUGGUAAGCAUCUACAUAAUUUACUCUCUAUAUCUUUGUUAGUUUCAGUUAGUUUUAAUCAUAAUCCUGAUCAAAUUCGAAAUACGUUGAUACCGUAGAAUCUACUAACACGUAUCACGUUCGAUGAUUGGUCGUAUAUGUCUCAUCGUCGUUUACUUAUAACUAGUCAAAAUCCUCAGUAAUUAUUGGUUAAAACUGUGUUUAUUAAAUCCAUUAUUUUUAGAUGUUAGAUUAAUUCUGUCAAUUUAUCGUACAUAUAAUCACUGAUAUGUUUUCCACCCUUAACCUUCUUUUGUUUAUCUUGCGUUUACAAGCAAAAGCACCAUCAUAAAAAUGAAUUUCUAUCGAUAACCAUGGCGGGAUUCAAGAAAGGAAGAACAACAAAACAGCAAUUAACAGCAGCCGAACAGCAAUAGAGGAAGUCAAGGCGUAAUCUGGACACACCAAAGCAAACAAGCAAGUGAAAAGAAGAAUUAGAGCUGACAAACAGAAAUACGCAGAAGACCUGGCAGCGACAGCGGAAGAAGUUACUAAGGGAGAGAAUAUGAGACAACCAUAUGACAAAACGAAGAAACGAGCAGGGAAAUAUAGUUAACCAGAGCAACCAGUCAAGGACAAAGAAUGCAAACCAAUCACUGAAGUUCAAAAACAGAAGAAAAGUUGGUAGAGCACUUUGAAGAACUCUUGAAUAGUCCAGCCCCACUGAACCCACCGGACAUCGAAGCAUUACACACAAACCUUCCUAUAGCUGUCAGUAACAACGAUCAAAGAAAUUAGGAGUGAAAAAGCAGCAGGACCUGACAACAUACUAGCCGAAGCAGUGGAGUCAUAUCAGGCGGCCUGUUUGAAUAUCUGGGCCUACCUCUCUCUGCCAUCAAGAUAUUUCAACAAGUUAUCUGUUUUCUUGUUUUUCUUAACACAUCAUUAUGCCCGUUAGUCUCAUAACCUAUUCAGGUGUGUUUGUGAAAAGUUUACUACAUUUCGCUGUACAACUUACGAAAGAGCCUAAUCAGAGACACCGUGGUUGCUGGCAAUAUGCUUCGAAAAGAAUAUACAUGAUUCAGAUGUCGAUUCCUGCUAACAUAUAACUGGCGACCACUCAAUAUUUAUCGCAAGGAUCGGUCAAGAAAUAAGAAAAGGGAACUUGUUGAAAUACUGUGCUGAGAAUUCUAUACUGUACCAAAAAUAUAAUAUUGAAUAAACGUUUCUAACAAUGUAUCGAUAAACUGACUGAAGGAUUCAGUAGGCAUACAGCUUCGAGAUCAACAGGCCGGAUUCCGUAAGGGUCGGUUAUGCACAGACCAAAUCGCAACACCAGAGGUCAUCGUUAAACAACCAGUUAAAUAGAACUCGUCACUGUGCAUCAACUUUCUUGACUUGAGUGCUGUUAGAGGUAUGAGGGUGGUUAUCACUUCCCGGUUGCCUACACCGUGGAAGGGUUCUUCUGGAAGUACCUGAAAAGGAAAUUGGAUUAGAGGUGGUCUUAGUGACCUGAGAGCGUGACCGCAGUGCCCAAGGGACAACUGCUUGAGGUCGGUCACACACGAUCUUUUUAUGGGUAAUUUUUGUGUUAGCUCCGUACUUGUUGAGACCUUACUGCGGGGGAUGGAUAUCCGUGGGAUAAGGCGAGGUGUGCAUUUUUGGGGUCGACCUUUUCUAACCACCCCUCCUUGUGGGAAGGCAGCAUCGCUGUCAUGUUGAUUGUCUGAAGGAAAUUCCUUACUGUUAUCACACCUCUGUACAGUCAGCAGUACGACUUCGCCUUCGGACCUUAGGUUUGUUGCUUUUAGUCUUACAGCUCUUCAACCGACCUGUCUGACAUGGUAGGGCCUUGAGUAACGGUUGUUCCAGUCAGUAUAGCUCGGUUGCUUCAUCACGAUAGGCAAGCCCGACCACCACGCCAAGGUAGCACCAACAGUCGGUGUCCAUCUUGUUGUGUUAAUGAGGUAUGGCAACUUGGACCGAUGCAUAUGUGUGCCUGGUCCUACGUUGUAGCUGACUGACUGACUUCCUUGACUGUGCGAAGGAGUUCGACAGUAUGGAUAGGAGAAACUUAUGGAACCUUCUUCGACACAGGUGUAACUGAGAAGAUCGUCAAAAUCAUCUGAAAUUCAUUCUCUUCUGGUGGUUGACUGAACUAUAAAGAUCACAUCUGAGGGUAAGCACGGAAUAUAAUGAACAGCUUGCAUGAAACUAGACGAUUCGGACUUCUCAGAUGACCUAGCCCUUCUAUUCCAUACACUCCAACAGAUGCAGGUCAAGGCAACCAAUGUAGCAUAUGCCUCUGCAUCAGUAAAUCUCAACGUACACAAGGGAAGAAGCAAGAUUAACGUUAGAUCCACAUCUGAUUGACGCAAUGAAAAUUGGAACAUAAAGUAAGACUAACUCCACAACAUAACGCCUUUGGAGUAGAUGCAAGGUAUUUAAUUUGUUUUGAAAUCUAGACCUGUCGUUCAUGUACCCUCACAUUAGCAAAUAUUAAUCUGGAAAUAUUGACGUAACCAAUUAAUUUGUUUCGUUAGUUUUCUAUAAACUAAAAUAUUUAGUUUCAGUUUUACAUGUGUAUGAUAUAUCCUUUUUUUAUUUUCAGGCCUAUCUUACAGAGAUACUAAAGGAAAUUGCUAUCUUCAACACUCACAUUCCACACAAAAAUAUGUGGGAGCUGAAACCUGAAUACAGACAUUACACACAGCCUGAGAGUAAGACUGAAUCUAACAUGGAAUAAACCAUGUAAACGUACACCAAUUUGUAAAUUAAUAAAGGCGUUCCUUCCUGU
Schistosoma curassoni is the source of this 3810-nucleotide messenger RNA. The record is from the annotation of a GenBank genome assembly. Lineage: Eukaryota; Metazoa; Platyhelminthes; Trematoda; Strigeidida; Schistosomatidae.